CACAACCAGGAAGUUUUGGUUGAAGUCGUCGUGUGUUGGACAUAAAAGCAAAAUCUGAAAUUUGAACAGUAUUUCAUGUGAUCAAGUGAGCUGCAUCGUAGUAGACGGAUACAACAUGGCGGAUGGAAUUCUGGAGGACCAGGACCCCUUCAGCUGCCCAAUCUGCUUGGAUCCACUGGAGGACCCAGUGACCAUUCCCUGUGGACACAGCUACUGCAUGGACUGCAUCAAGGACUGCUGGGGCCAGGAGGACCACAAAGGGGUCUACAGCUGCCCCCAGUGCAGGCAGACCUUCGAGUCCAGGCCCGUCCUCAACAAGAACACCAUGUUCGCUGAGGUGGUGGAGAGGCUGAAGAGGACCAGCCUGCGGGCCGCCCCUCUCGGCCACUGUUACGCCGGACCAGGGGACGUGGUCUGCGACGUCUGCACUGACCGCAAGCAGAAGGCCAUCAAAACGUGCCUGGUGUGCGUUGCCUCGUACUGCGAGACACACUUCAGGCUCCACGACAGCCUCCACCCAGGGCAGAGGCACAAGGUGAUCCAACCCAACGAGCACCAGGUGAAGUUCUGCUCACGCCAUGGGAAGAGACUGGACGCGUACUGCCGCUCUGACCAGAACUUCAUCUGCCAUCUCUGCGCAACGGAUGAACACAGAGGGCACAAUGUAGUGUUGGCCGACCAGUCUUUGGUAGCACCCGGUGGGCACAGAAAGGACACUCACUCGACUAAUAAUCAUGGGAACAGUGGGCACAAGAGUGGACACAGAAAUGGGCAUAUCCAUCCGCAUGGGAAGGCUGGGCAUCAUACUGGUGGGCGUGUAAAAACUGGGCAUGGGAGCAGCGGGCACAAGAGGAGGAAGCACGGCAGCGGGCACGGAAAAAGUGAACAUAAGUCAGAUGCACAUGGGAGCUGGCACCGGAGGAGCCAUCAUGACAAGGGUGCGCAGACUGGGCACUAGGAAGAGGCUGGUUUUUGCCACAGGGCAUGCAGUCAAGUUGCAUGGAGAGCACAGCAAAGCCACUAUCAGGCUGUGAGGUGUCCGAAAAACACAACGUUGGUAAGGGUUGAAUGCUCCCAAUCUGUUAGACCAACCUCUAUGUACAAGUACACAUACAAGGCAUAUCCACAGAAGUCAGAAACCUCCUUGUUUCACCUUUCAGGAUGAGGCUUAUGUCAUAGUCAAUCAUAUAUGCUGUGCUGUAUUUUAACUGAAAAGAUUACCAAUAUCAUAUUGACAAUGAAUGACAAUCAUUUCUGAGAGUGUAAUUAUUUUGCGUGUGCCCUCUCUUUGUACAUGUCAAAUUAACAUUUACCUUUACAUUUGCAUAUUCAUGCACCAAGAUGAAUGUCGUUAACCUUUUAAAACACCAUCACAGAGUUUAAUUAUCUAAGGGAGACCCAUUUUACUGUGGAGAGACUUAGGAAGACAAUUCAUCAUCUCUCUGUACAUCAGCGUGAAAUUGUAUGUAAUCAUGCGAGUGCAUUCUCUUGCACACUUGCCCACUUGUCUCCAUAAGGAUAUGAAGUACUCCACUGUGUUGAUCAGAAAUCCUAGGAGGUCACAGAGCUCUACUUUAGGGUGUCUGUUCAUUCAUUCUCUGUUCAUAUUUCACACUUUAAUAAGGAUAUGAAGUGGGCUUUAACGACUGCUCAAAUGCUCAGUAGGGCCAUACAGAAAUGUCUUUCAUGUUGUCAGCCUCGGAUGGCCUAACUAGUGAAAAUAUUUAUGACGCCCCAACUUGGGCUACUGAAAAUAUUUAUGACAUUUCCAUAAUAAGUCAUUUUGAGAGAAAUAUCUAUCAUGAUCAUUUUGAUUACAUUAUCUUAUUUUGUCAAUUAGAUUCCUUUCUUUUCAGAUUGUAUGUGUUUCUUUCAUGCCAAUUAGGUGACUUCAUGUCAUUACACAUUACAGUGUCUCUUUUGUAUGUGUAUCAAUUGAGCCUUCUAUAUGUGUGUGUGUGUGUGUGUGUGUGUGUGUGUGU
Sardina pilchardus (European sardine) is the source of this 1982-nucleotide messenger RNA. RefSeq lists its product as uncharacterized. NCBI's taxonomy places the organism in Eukaryota, Metazoa, Chordata, Actinopteri, Clupeiformes, Clupeidae. The record is from RefSeq and is a predicted model, not a curated record. Gene Ontology annotation, molecular function: zinc ion binding. Bases 116 to 958 code for a protein of 280 amino acids. The transcript has a single exon.